Saxophila tyrrhenica is the source of this 735-nucleotide messenger RNA. RefSeq lists its product as uncharacterized. Bases 1 to 735 code for a protein of 244 amino acids. Lineage: Eukaryota; Fungi; Ascomycota; Dothideomycetes; Mycosphaerellales; Extremaceae. The record is from RefSeq and is a predicted model, not a curated record. Gene Ontology annotation, molecular function: oxidoreductase activity, acting on the CH-OH group of donors, NAD or NADP as acceptor. The transcript is spliced from 3 exons.
AUGUCGCCCGACACCCUCUCACUUGCAGGAAAGACUGCUCUGGUCACAGGAUCUGGCAGAGAAACCGGCAUCGGUGCCGGGAUUGCGAGAGCGCUGGCCCGCAACGGCGUAGCUGCCGCGAUCCAUUAUGUCUCGAAAGACUCCAAGGCGCGGGCUGAGAAUGUAGCAGCUGAUAUUAGCAAAGAGUUCGGCACGAAGGCCACCGUCGUGCAAGGAGGGGUGGAGAGUUACGACACCGCGAAGGACAUGGUUGAGCAGAUUCUGAAAGAACUUGGUGUUGAUCACAUCGAUAUUCUCGUUAAUGUCUUCGGCGUCAUUUACAUGACACAAGCUGUUGUUGGCGUCGGUCGAAUGCCGGAGGGUGGCCGCAUCGUCAACGUCGGCUCCAUCGCUUCGAAGGUGCUGGUCCCGCCACCAAUAUAUAGUACGACAAAGGCUGCGAUGGAUGCUCUGACAACGCUGUGGGCCGGCGAGCUUGGCAAGAGCCGUGGGAUCACCGUCAACACACUCGCACCUGGUCCGGUUCCAACAGACAUGUCGACAGCGUACCUGGUGGCCCCUGACGGGUCUCCGACUGACCUUCAGCGUUCGAUGUAUGCACAGACGCGAGCUGCUGAUCGCCUCGGAUCAGUGGAGGAUGUAGCUGAUGCUACGCUUCUGCUGGUGUCAGACAAGAGCCGCUGGAUCACUGCACAGUACAUCUCAGUGAGUGGCGGGAUCACCGGGACCACGUAG